UAAUAUCUCCUACGUAGGAGUUAGUAUCUCCUACGUAGGACUUAGUAACUCGUACGUAUGUCACUGACUAAAAGACUCUCCAGCAUGCGUAGUGGAACAAUAUACUCGUGUGUACUAUUAUUUAGUAAGGAAACGUGUGUAAUUUAAAACUACACGGCAUGGAUGACUUUAUAAAAACAUAUUUUGCAUCUGGUAUGAAAUACCGUGAAAUAUUACUUUGUCUUGAAAAAAUAAAUGGGUUUAAAGUUUCUUUACGAAGCCUUAAACGGAUAUUGUCACGUAUGAACUUAUUUAGACGCAUAAAUAAAAGUGAUGAGCUUAGUGUUGGUCUCUAUGUCAUGGAAAAUGUAAUGACAUCCAGCAAACAACUUGGAUACAAGAUGAUGCAUCAGAAACUCCUUCAAGAGGGAUACGUUGUUACACAAGAAACAGUUCGCCUGAUGAUGCAUAUUUGUGACAAAGAAGGUAUUGAACAGAGAAGGAGAACUCGUCUUCAACGUCGGAUGUACCUGAAUCUUGGACCUAAUUAUUUAUGGCAUAUCGACGGGUAUGAUAAAUUGAAACCGUACGGGCUGUGUAUCAACGGAGCUAUCGAUGGAUUUUCUCGUUUCAUAAUAUGGCUUGAGGUGCACAAAACAAACAGCGAUCCUAAGAUAAUUGCUGGUUAUUUUAUGAAUGCUGUGAAACAUUUGCAAGGCUGUCCAACGCGUGCUAGGUCAGAUUAUGGCACCGAGAAUGUUUACAUUCGACAGAUGGUCAUUUUUCUUAGGGAUCAGAGAGACGAACAGUUAACAAACAGUUGUUUUUUACAAGGAUCAAGUAACCAUAAUCAAAGAAUUGAGCGUUGGUGGGGUAUACUUCGAAAUGAAAAUGUUCAGUACUGGAUAGAUUUUUUCACAAUGCUGAAAAGUACUGGUGAUUUCAACGGAAGCUUCCUUGAUAAGGCUGUUCUGCAGUUUUGUUUCAUGGACUUAAUUCAGGAAGAACUUAACUCUAUAGUUAAACUGUGGAAUAACCAUCGUAUAAGACCAUCAAGCAAUCCAAAUCAGCCAUACGGAAGACCAUUUUUGAUGUAUCAUUGUCCUGGUAUGUUCGGCUGUCAGGAUUACCUUUGUCGUACAUCUGAAGCACAGGUGAACUUGUGUCUUGAGGAAAGUAUUCAAAAGGGAAAUGUUACAUGUGACGAAACGGUGUUUGAACUGUGUACCAUCAUCAUGUCGGACCAUAAUAUGAUGCCUGCCAAAACAGCAGACGAUGCUGCACUGCUUUACCAAUUUCUCCGACGGGAAAUAUUAAAUGAACUUCACCAGGUCUAAGCCUAAAUGCAAGACCAACCAAUAUAAGGCGAAGUCUGUCGACGCAUAGGCUACUCCGUUAUUUACAAGUUAUUUUAAACAAGUUGACCAUGUUCAUUUGUAAAACAUGAAAAUGACGUAUAACUGUUAACUGAUUGUUGUAAACAUAUUAAAUAGUGUCUUUAAAUCAAUUCAUUGUUAAUCUCAGUAUUAGCAAAGCAGGAACAAUUUCAAUGUUUAACAUUUUAAAGUACCAGUAAACGCAUCUGUUGUAACCCUUUGCUCAUG
Messenger RNA from Mercenaria mercenaria, 1583 nucleotides. RefSeq lists its product as uncharacterized. The coding region runs from base 159 to 1316 and encodes 385 amino acids. The transcript is spliced from 2 exons. NCBI's taxonomy places the organism in Eukaryota, Metazoa, Mollusca, Bivalvia, Venerida, Veneridae. Gene Ontology annotation, molecular function: nucleic acid binding. The record is from RefSeq and is a predicted model, not a curated record.